Coffea eugenioides is the source of this 933-nucleotide messenger RNA. Its product is annotated as formyltetrahydrofolate deformylase 2, mitochondrial-like. Gene Ontology annotation, molecular function: formyltetrahydrofolate deformylase activity. The coding region runs from base 220 to 558 and encodes 112 amino acids. Gene Ontology annotation, biological process: 'de novo' IMP biosynthetic process. The transcript has 6 exons. The record is from RefSeq and is a predicted model, not a curated record. NCBI's taxonomy places the organism in Eukaryota, Viridiplantae, Streptophyta, Magnoliopsida, Gentianales, Rubiaceae.
AUGUGCGAUAAUGUUGGACAGCCUGGGAUGCCAAGACAGCCACCUAACUCACAGCCAAAUCCAUUUGGGAGUUCCUUCUUUGCAGGAUUGUCUUUUGCUUAUCAGCUUUUGUAUCUACUAGAUGCUACUGGGUUCUACUCUUUAGGAUUACACGUUCUUGGGAUUCAUGUUUGUCGAGCUACAGGGCAGGAGCUGGACUUAUUCUAGAGGCCCUUCAAAAUGGAGUCUCUUGAUGAAUCUACCUCUUCCUCCAUCAGCCAUGGUAUUCAUGUCUUCCAUUGCCCAGAUGAGUUGGGAAUAGUUGCAAAGCUAUCAGAAUGUAUUGCUUCAAUAGGUGGAAACAUUCUCAAUGCUGAUGUUUUUGUGCCCGAGGACAAGAAUGUGUUUUACUCUAGAAGAUAUGGUUAUUCUUCAAUGGCAGAUAUCGUAAUGAUUGCUGUUGGUGUUCAUCUAAAUGAUUUUGGGUUUACAAUCAUAAGAUUGAAACCUGGCAUUCACAAUUUGCAGACAUUUGAUGCUGGCGUCAAAUUAAUUGGUGCCAAGUCACUUUGUUACUAAAGAACUUGACUUGGCUAGGUUCAAGACUUGACAAGGUUUAUGGGUGCACAAUUGCAGGUUGCUUUGGAUGAAGCAGCUUUCUUGUUGGAUUUGGCUUUCUGUGGAAGGCACCUGGGAUGACAAUUUGGACCGGAUUGCUGAAUGUUAUCAGGAAGCUGGUCUCCAUGAAAUUGCCAAAUUUGUGCUAUACAGAAAUUGUACUGAAGUUGAUUUUGGCAUAUGCUUAUCUUGCUUUCAUGUACAUUUCCAAUUUUGUAAUCUACUGCCACCUAAAAUUCUGGAAUUACGUCUGAAGAUGAUAUUUUGGAUUAUGUUGUGACAUUGACUAUAACAUUCAAUUGAAUUCAAGACCAAGUUUCUGUGCCUUCCCAAUCA